AUGUCCCAAAAUAACGUAAUUUUCAACGUAGGAGGAACAAAAUUUGAAAUAUCAAAAGGAUUAUUACAAAAAUAUCCAAAUAGUAAAUUAUCAACGCUUUCUCAAAAGGCUUCUUCUGAAAUCUUUAUUGAUCAUAAUCCUUUGGCAUUUGGUGUGAUUCUCGAUUAUCUUCGUUCUAACAAAUUGCUAGUACCAAAAUAUGUUGCCAAAGAAGUUGUUGAAUUACAGCUAAAAGAGUUUAAUAUACCUUAUGAUCAAAUAAUCGAACCAGAUGUUAUGGACAAGGAUGAUAAUUUACCUAGUUAUGAAUCCGCUAUUAGUGGAUUUACUGCUCCUUAUAGGGAUGAAAAAAAUUAUUCUUUAAAAGAAACGGUUAUCAGUACUGAUGUCAUUCUUCCUUACUUGAAACGUCAUGCUAAACGUGGACAUCGACAAGUAACAUUUUAUUUGACUCCAUGUAUAGUCACACCUAAAAAUAUUACAACGGAUCUAACGGAUCCACAUGAAUGGAUUCAUCUUCAACACUCAUCACAAUCCCAAUCAACUCGCUAUCUUAAUUCUUCUCAUUCUGUUGAGAAAUCUGGUGUUAAAAAGGUUGUUGCCAAACAAACCGAAGUUUGUUGUAGAACUGAAAAUGAAUUUGGUUUAUUGUCAUCUAAAUCUUUAGAAAUUAUUCAAGUUGAUGUGUUUAACCCAAAUAAUCUAAGGAAUAAAGAUGGGAAGACCCCAUUAAUGGUAGCAGCUUGUGAAAACUGUCCUGACGUUAUAAAUUACUUGGUAGGAUUGCCAAAUGUUAACAUUGACCUACAAAAUAAUGACGGUGAAUCGGCAUUGUAUCAAGCUGCUUCGUUGGGAAAUGUUGAAGUUGUUAAAAUCAUGAUGAAUGCUAAUGCUAACGUUGAAAGUUGUAAUAGGGAAAAUAUAACCCCUCUUAUCAUCGCGGCUUAUAAUGGUCAUGCUGAUGUUUGUAGUGAACUUAUCGAUCACGGUCAUGCCAAUGUGGAUUUUCAAGAUAGUUCUUAUAAAACCGCUUUAUUAUUGGCUUCCUAUGAAGGUCACGUUGAAACCGCUAAAGUGUUACUAGCUCGAGGUGCAAAAAUGUGUCGGUUGUUAUUGGAGCAUAAUGCAGACAGAUCCGUUACAGCAGAUAAUGGGAAAACAGCUGGAAUACCUUCUCAAAGAGUAUCAGGAAGGUUUCCUACAACGACACCACAACAACCGAUUGAACAAAAUGUUAUGAUGCAAAACGUUUAUCCAGAGAUUCCAAUCAAUAAUACAAAAGGAUAUAUGAUGCCAAAACGUAUAGAUUCAAGGCGUAAAAGGAUUCAACGUAAGAAUACAGAUCUUGUUAAUGCUCAAUAUCGUCAUAAUAUUACGGGGAGCGAUAAUAUAAACGAUGGGAAAUAUAAGACAGCACCACAUUUAAAAAAUGACAUGGCACCGAGAGAGAGUAAAACUCCUUGGGUAUUAUUUUCAUUGGCAGUCACGGCAUGUUUUUGUAAUCCUUGCCUUUCCACCAUUGGUAAGAUGAAAGAUUCCAAUGUGCGUCAAGCUUGGCGUGAAAAAGUGGCUUUGGUGGUUAUUAUAUUAUUGAUUUCAUUUUUUAUGGGAUUUUUGGCAUUCGGUUUGACAACCAUCGCUUGUGGAACAAAGAAACAAACAUUUUUUAAGGAAGAUGUAUUUGAAAAAUAUGGACCGAAUCAACCGGGUCAAAAAGUGCAUAUUAUUCAUGGCAGACUCUAUAAUACUGGAGAAUAUAUACUUUUUGGUAGUCAUCGUCCGUUGACGCCUCCUAUCGAAGAUAAAGAUUUAGAACCGAUAAUAUUUCCAACGUUUGGACAAGAUAUCUCGGAUUAUUUUCCUCUAGACAAUCAAGAAUUAGGAUGUCCUUUUGCCCCUAAAAAUGGUGGACCCAUUUGCGAUAGAGCGAUUGAAACGAAAAAUCCAUUAUUAUAUUGUCAUACUUCUUCCAACGGUGUCAAUAACGCAUUAAAGGAACUAUAUAUGAGCAUAAGCGUUUCUUAUUCAUGGCAAAAUAUAACCAAAGCUAACACCACCUUGUUUGUUUAUAAUAAUAAGGUAUAUGAUUUAGGAAACUAUCUUGAUCCUUCAAAUGAGGAUAAGUGGCUUGGAGAUGAUAGCGUUACAGAAUGGCUUCGAGGCCUCCUCGGUAAAGAUGCAACAAGAGAUAUUCUUCGCACGACAAGGGGACAGGAGAUAUCAAAAUGUUUGCCUAAUUUUAAAGUAGGAGAUAUUGAAGGAACAACCAUCGGAUGUUUUGCGAAUAAAUUGAUUCUUAUUAUAAUGUUAGUCGUGUUCACAGGAAUUUCUUUAAUCAAGUUCAUUUCCGCAAUAGCAUUUGAUUGGUUUCUAUCAUGGCAACUUGGUAAAAUAUCGAAAAAACCAAAAACCGAUGAUACGACAUCACACAUUUUAUUAUUAGUCACGUGUUAUUCGGAAGGCGAACAUUCAAUGCGCACAACGCUUGAUUCAUUGGCCAGUUCGGAUUAUUCUGACAAGCACAAAUUAUUAAUGGUAAUCGCUGAUGGUGACAUAACCGGAUCAGAUAACGAUAAAUCAACUCCGACAAUAUGCAAGGAUUUAAUUGAACCAUUCAAUUUAUCUAGUUUUGAGUCUCCGAUACCACAAUCAUAUUUAGCCAUAGGAGAUGGCAAAAAGCAACACAACAUGGCAGAAGUCAUUAUCGGAUAUUAUAAUUGUAAGGGACAUCGUGUUCCAAUGUGUUUGAUUAAUAAAGUUGGUACACCAGAAGAACGAAAAGGGCUUAAAGCCGGUAAUCGUGGUAAACGGGAUUCACAGCUUAUAUUAAUGAAAUGGCUUAGCAAUGUAUUUUUUAACGAUCGUAUGACACCAUUGGAUUUCGAAUUAUUUGAAAAGGUACGAACAUUAACGGGAGUAACGCCUGAUAAAUACGAGAUGAUACUUAUGGUUGAUGCAGAUACGCUGGUAAUGAAGGAUAGUGUUAGUAGGAUGGUGGCAGCGAUGGAACGUGAUCCAACGGUUAUGGGACUUUGUGGGGAAACGAAAAUAGCGAAUAAGAAGACGAGUUGGGUUACAAUGAUACAAGUAUUUGAAUAUUAUAUUUCGCAUCAUCUUGGAAAAUCCUUUGAAUCAAUAUUUGGUGGGGUAACCUGUUUGCCAGGGUGUUUUUGUAUGUAUCGUAUCAAAGCACCAAAAUGUAAUGGAUUUUCCGUUCCCAUACUCGCAAAUCCUGAUAUCGUAGAAUUAUAUUCUUCAAACACCGUGGAAACGUUGCAUCAAAAAAAUUUAUUGCUCCUUGGAGAAGAUAGAUACCUUACCACUUUAAUGUUGAGAACAUUCCCGAAACGUAAAAUGAUUUAUGUACCAAAGGCGAUAUGUAAAACUAUAGUACCGGAUGAAUUUAAAGUAUUAUUGUCACAAAGAAGAAGAUGGAUCAACUCUACGAUACAUAAUUUGAUGGAAUUAAUUCUCGUACCACAACUUUGUGGUAUAUUCUGUUGUUCUAUGCAAUUUGUUAUAUUUUUGGAAUUGGUUGGAACGGUUGUAUUACCUUCUUCACUAAUAUUUAUGAUCUAUUUAUUCAUUGUCGGUGGCCUUGGUGUUGAUAUUACCUUACCCUUGAUUUUUAUUGCUGCUACUUUCCUUUUACAAGCGUUUUUGGUCAUCUUUACCACUCACAAAUUUAUUUAUGUGAUGUGGAUGUUUAUUUUUAUUUCGGCCAUGCCUAUUUGGAAUUUCAUCUUACCUGUCUACGCGUUCUGGCAUUUCGAUGAUUUUUCAUGGGGUGCAACUCGUAAAAUUUCUGGUGAAGACAAUGGUCAUGAAGGAAACAAAACCGAUGUAUUUGAAAGAAAUCAGAUUCCAAGAAAGACAUGGCAUGAAUGGAAACUCGACAAUGAUAAUGUUAAUGUUGAAAAUGGUUAUCCUUCAAAGAUUCAACAAACGACAACUUUACAAAAUCGACCCCCGUCUCAGAGAGUUUUCCCGGGUGGAUUUGCUCCUAUUCCAACCGCUACAACGUUACCACCUCCACCACCGAAACCAACCAGUAUUUAUGAUAAUAACUUUAAUAAUCGUAGUAGUCAUAGUGUUACGGGUACAAGACCUAUGGGACCAAGGGGGCCAAUUAAUCUUGCUGGUUCAAGGAAAUCCUAG
This is a messenger RNA of Funneliformis mosseae, 4158 nucleotides long. The record is from the annotation of a GenBank genome assembly. NCBI's taxonomy places the organism in Eukaryota, Fungi, Glomeromycota, Glomeromycetes, Glomerales, Glomeraceae.